AUGCCACCACAACAGGCCCCUAUGCAGCGCAUAACCGACAUGGUGCUUUCUACUUCCACCGCCACCCACCCAGACCACGAGACUUGCUUCGUUCCUGGAAUAAAACCUCUCUGCCUUACGUCUCAAUUUCCAGACUCCCACGUGGAUGUGUACCAAGGCGACCUCGCCUUUCUCGAAUCGCCCGGUCCCGCCAUCGACCCCAACGGCGGCCGUUUCGUCCAUAUUCGCUGCUAUCGACAGGACCCCGGCACCCUUCGCCGUGCCUCGCAUUGCGACUCUCUGAUCAUCGCCGUUGCAAGCGCGUGUCCGGCCAACGGCCCCAACAAGUCCGCGAUUGGCGUCUUUUUUGGCCCCAACAACCCCUUUAACCUCAGCCUAGCAGUGCCCACCACGUACCGCGUUGAGAAGGGAUGCGAGAAACUGCUCUUGCGUCACACGAAGCACCGCGCUGAGCUAUACGGCGUAAUCGCCGCUCUCAAUGCCGUCUUUCCUUUGACACGCCACGACCGUUUCGAAUCUGAAACAAACGGCAACAUACCUUCUACGCUCAAGCACGUUAUCAUCAAGAUUGAGUCGGGGUACAUUGUCGAUAAGAUAUGCAAAAUGAAAGCACAGCGGCCUCUUGUCUUCCACCAGGCUUGUGAAGCUGGUAAAUCUGACCGCGGUUGCUUGGAUCACUGCGAUCUUUGGCAGGAGCUGCGUCAGGGGUUGGUGGAUUUGGCCAACUGCGGUACUGUGGUUCAGUUCUGGCAUAUUCCUCGAGACCAAAACUUAGAGGCGGACGCAUUGGCGAAUGUGGGCUUGGGAAACCCCCUUUCCCCAGCUGUAGAUGAGGAAGUCUCAGUGCAUUGGCUCAGGCGCAUCAAAGUUGAUUCAGCUCUCAAGCUUGAAGAGUAUGGUUGUUGUACGGAAUGGUAUGACUGUUAUCAGCGCAUGGGAACACGUGAUUGA
Molecule: messenger RNA, 951 nt
Organism: Colletotrichum aenigma
Lineage: Eukaryota; Fungi; Ascomycota; Sordariomycetes; Glomerellales; Glomerellaceae
Exons: 1
Coding region: 1-951 (316 amino acids)
Molecular function (GO): nucleic acid binding
Source: RefSeq, a predicted model, not a curated record